Molecule: messenger RNA, 821 nt
Organism: Racocetra persica
Lineage: Eukaryota; Fungi; Glomeromycota; Glomeromycetes; Diversisporales; Gigasporaceae
Source: the annotation of a GenBank genome assembly
GGUUCGCAGGUGCUAUUGUGACUGGAACCUAUUUUGACCGCAUCUUUGUAAUCUGGUUCGAAAACCAAGAUUAUUCUAAAGCGAUAAAAAAUAGUUAUUUGACAAGCUUAUAUAAUAGUGCUGAAGGUGUUCUUCUUACCAACUAUCGCGCAGUUGCUCAUCCAUCUGAGCCCAAUUAUGUUGCCUCAAUCUUUGGUUCAACAGGUGGUAUCACAAACGAUGGAGAUUAUAAUCUCACAGGGUGUAAUAUUGUUGACCUUCUUGAGGCCAAAUCGAUCAGUUGGAAGGGUUACUUCGAGAACUAUACCUGCGGCGUUUGUUACACUGGUGAUUUUUGCCCCAGUGGCACUGAUCUUUAUGCAAGAAAGCAUAAUCCUUUUAUUACUAUGCAAGAUAUAAAUUCAAACUCUGCACGUUGCGCUAAAAUAGUAGAUUCAUCCCAACUUGAUAUUGACAUAAGUAAUAAUGCAGUACCACAAUUUGCUUAUUACGUGCCAAAUCAAAAUGACGACGGGCAUGAUACUUCCUUAGGCACUGCAAUGACUUGGUUCCAAGGCUGGUUUGAUGCGAGAAAGAAUAAUCCAAACUUUAGUUUGAACACAUUAUUUGUCAUUAUUUGGGAUGAAGCUGUAAGUGGAACAACAAAUCAAGUCGCCGCCGUUCUUUACGGUACUCCAGUCCAUCCACCAUCUACUCAUCAAGAUAAUACCGCUUAUACUCAUUAUUCAAUCAUGGCUACUACUGAGAAAAAUUGGAAUUUAGGAAAUUGUAAUAAAAGUGAUGUCACCGCGAAUGUGUUUAAUAACAUAGCACAUCCUUAA